AUGUCCGAUCGGAACCACUGCCUGAAAAGCUACGGCCACCACGGCUUGCGGAAAAACCUUACGAAUGAGGUUGAAACCCAACGUGCGGACGCGAAACGACCGGAUCGGCGAGUUACUGCGGACCAAUCAGAGAGCGCCGGAAUGGUCGCAACACGCCUUUCUGGCGAAUCGGGUGGCGAUUUGGCGCCACAAUUUGCUGAGACUUUGUUGACAGCACAUUACGCCAAGUAG
Messenger RNA from Peronospora matthiolae, 231 nucleotides. The record is from the annotation of a GenBank genome assembly. NCBI's taxonomy places the organism in Eukaryota, Oomycota, Peronosporomycetes, Peronosporales, Peronosporaceae.